CUUAUACUGAGUGAAUAUUGAUUUGAAGCCUUUGAUACAAGAUCAAUUUUUGUACUCGGCGCGCACGCACAGCCUACCUUUACUUUGCAUCUACACAAACGCAACCAGCUGGUUUCAACAACACCCAACCAAAAACUGCGAAGAAUAAAAAUCAACAUGUCCGACGCCACACCCACCUGCACCCAGGCCCGCUACUGCUCGUCGACCUGCCAAGCGGCCGACUGGAAGCGCGGCCACCGCCGCACCUGCGCCGGCGCCCAGAAGCACAAGUGCUUCCUGAUCCGCGCCCUUCCCAUCACUACCAACACCACCACCACCACUGACCCAAACCAACCCCCCAAAGACGCACACUACCUCGAGCCCUUCCCCCUCGACGCCUACGGGGACUGGGGCAAGGAGCGCCAGGAGAUCCAGGCGCGACUGAACUGGACCGCAGUCUACGAGUCGGGCACGUUCUUCUCGCACCAGAAGACAAACGACUGGCACUAUCACGUGUACGCGGCGGCGGCGGCCGGAGAGCUCCUCCCUAUCAACCCCCCUGCGACGAGGUGUCUGAGCGAACGGGUGCGCGGGGACGUGGUGGUGGUGCGGUCCUCGGCGACCGAUGUGAAUGACUACGAGGAGGCGUUCUCGGCGACGGAGCUGGCGCGCACCCUGGGUUACUAUCGGACGGUGGAGGAUGUGAAGGCGGAGCGGGAGAGGAGGGAGAGGGAGCGCAUCGCGGCCAAGUUCGGGUUGGAUGAGAAGAUGUUGCCCCCGAGGAUCGUGAUGACUAUGCCUUGAUUUUUGGGUCUUGGUUUUUGGGAAGAGGGGGGGUGGCGAUAGGGGUUUGGGGUUGGAGGUUUGGGAUCAAGUAUGCUGCAUGGAGUGCUGGACUUUGUUGUUGUUGUUGUUUGGCUCUCUGGUUUGUGGGUGGGUGGAGUGUCAGCCACUGUCUAGACCGAAACCUCAGAUGCGAACCGGCUGCAGUACGGAGUACAACUUUUGCUUAGUUAGGUGCAGUACGAUAAACUUCUAUCACGUUCUUCACAGCUUGCAGGUGCAGGUGCAGGUGCAGGUUCAAAUACAGCUGAGCAGGGACCAGGGGGCCCGCUUCAAGCGCGGUUAACGACAUCCUAUUUUUCAGUCCCC
Molecule: messenger RNA, 1131 nt
Organism: Aspergillus aculeatinus CBS 121060
Lineage: Eukaryota; Fungi; Ascomycota; Eurotiomycetes; Eurotiales; Aspergillaceae
Product: zinc finger MYND domain-containing protein
Exons: 3
Coding region: 157-783 (208 amino acids)
Source: RefSeq, a predicted model, not a curated record